CCCGGAAGUAGGUGAUGGAUCGGAUGGAUAUUCGGAUGUCGUUGAUUCAGCAGCUUUUGAAGUUGCGUACGUAGAUUCACUUUUUUCUUCUCUUUCCAGUGACCAGUAAAAAGCACUCUUUCUUUAGGCUCACCAACCCCGUGGCACCAUUCGCCUUCUGAUUCAUGCCACCAUAAACAACACUACAGCGAAGAUUGCCAACCCACGAGAUGGAUCGUGCUCGUAAGCUCGCCAACCGCCCAAUUCUACGCCGGCUGAUUUCAGAAGCAAAUCAGCUUCGCGCGGCAGCCCAAAAGCCGACCCCCUCAUUCUACAUGCCGGCUAGGUACCGCUCCUCCCUGACCAAACACGCAUUCCGCACUCGGAUCGCUGACCCCUGCGCGUCCUGGAAAGGAUUUCACGCUCAGCAGGCCCGCUCCAUCUCCGUCGAGUCUCUGAAACCCAGCGACUCCUUCCCGCGCCGCCACAAUUCUGCCACCCCGGAUGAGCAAUCCAAGAUGGCAGAGUUUUGCGGCUUCCCGAGUCUAGAUGCUCUCAUCAAUUCCACUGUGCCUCAGGCGAUUCGUAUCGAGUCCAUGGAAUUUCCCAAAUUCGACAACGGGCUCACAGAGGCUCAAAUGAUCGAGCACAUGAGGGAUUUGGCCUCAAAGAACAAGGUUUUCAAGUCAUUUAUAGGAAUGGGGUAUUACAAUACCUUCGUGCCUCCUGUGAUCCUGAGGAAUAUUAUGGAAAACCCCGGUUGGUAUACUCAGUAUACACCCUACCAGGCUGAGAUUUCACAAGGCCGUCUGGAAUCCUUGCUGAAUUUUCAAACCAUCAUCACAGAUCUCACAGGUUUGCCCAUGGCCAAUGCGUCUCUGUUAGAUGAAGGCACUGCAGCUGCAGAGGCAAUGGCUAUGUGUAAUAACAUCCAAAAGGGAAAAAAGAAAACUUUUGUUAUUUCCAGUAAUUGUCAUCCCCAAACUAUUGAUGUGUGUAAAACCAGAGCUGAUGGGUUUGAGAUUAAAGUAGUGACUGCUGAUGUUAAGGACAUUGAUUACCAGCUUGGGGACGUUUGUGGAGUUUUGAUUCAAUAUCCAGGGACUGAGGGAGAAGUUUUGGACUAUGGGGAAUUCAUCAAGAAGGCACACACCCAUGGGGUGAAGGUUGUAAUGGCCACAGAUUUGUUGGCUUUGACAGUGUUGAAACCUCCAGGUGAAUUUGGUGCAGACAUUGUUGUUGGUUCGGCUCAGAGGUUUGGUGUUCCCAUGGGGUAUGGAGGUCCUCAUGCUGCUUUCUUGGCCACAUCCCAAGAGUACAAAAGGAUUAUGCCCGGGAGGAUAAUUGGGGUUAGUGUUGAUUCGUCGGGGAAGCCGGCUCUGCGUAUGGCAAUGCAGACUAGGGAGCAGCAUAUUCGUAGGGAUAAGGCUACCAGUAACAUUUGCACUUCUCAGGCGUUGCUAGCCAAUAUGGCUGCUAUGUAUGCUGUUUACCACGGACCAGGAGGGCUUAAAACAAUUGCCCAACGUGUUCAUGGUCUUGCUGCAGCUUUUGCUUCCGGAUUGAAAAAGCUCGGGACUGUGGAAGUCCAAAGCCUUCCCUUCUUUGACACAGUGAAGGUUGUGUCUACUGAAGCAAAAGCAAUUGUGGAAGCUGCUUACAAAAACAGGAUUAACCUGAGGAUUGUGGACAACAAUACUAUCACUGUUGCUUUUGAUGAGACGACCACUUUAGCAGAUGUUGACAAGCUAUUUGAAGUUUUUGCUUGUGGAAAACCCGUGCCAUUCAGUGCCCAGUCUAUUGCACCGGAGGUUCAAUACGCAAUUCCUUCUUCUCUUGUAAGGGAGAGUCCAUAUUUGACACACCCAGUAUUCAACAUGUACCAUACGGAGCAUGAGUUGCUCAGGUACCUUCACAGGCUGCAAGCCAAGGAUCUUUCUCUGUGCCACAGUAUGAUUCCACUUGGGUCCUGUACUAUGAAACUGAAUGCAACAACUGAGAUGAUGCCAGUGACAUGGCCUGCCUUUGCAGAUAUUCACCCAUUUGUGCCCACUGAACAGGCUGCAGGGUUCCAGGAAAUGUUCAAUGAUUUGGGUGAGCUAUUGUGUACAAUUACUGGAUUUGAUUCUUUCUCCUUGCAACCUAAUUCUGGUGCAUCAGGAGAGUAUGCUGGAUUGAUGGUCAUCCGUGCAUAUCAUUUGUCAAGAGGUGAUCAGCACCGCAAUGUAUGCAUUAUACCCGAAUCAGCACAUGGAACAAAUCCUGCAAGUGCCUCCAUGUGUGGAAUGAAAAUUGUAGCUAUUGGAACGGAUGCAAAAGGAAAUAUUAAUAUUGAAGAGCUAGAGAAGGCUGCCAAGGCGAAUAAGGAUAACCUGGCUGCUCUUAUGGUUACUUAUCCUUCAACACAUGGUGUCUACGAGGAAGGCAUCGAUGACAUAUGUAAGAUAAUUCAUGACAAUGGUGGUCAAGUUUACAUGGAUGGAGCAAACAUGAAUGCCCAGGUUGGUUUGACAAGUCCAGGCUUUAUUGGAGCAGAUGUUUGCCAUCUUAAUCUCCACAAAACAUUCUGCAUUCCUCAUGGUGGUGGUGGUCCGGGCAUGGGUCCCAUUGGUGUAAAGAAACAUCUUGCACCAUUUUUGCCCUCACACCCUGUGGUUCCAUCCGGAGGUAUCCCAUCCCCUGAAAAGAGCCAGCCUUUGGGUACCAUCUCAGCUGCUCCUUGGGGUUCUGCCCUUAUAUUGCCGAUAUCAUAUGCCUAUAUUGCCAUGAUGGGCUCAAAGGGACUUACUGAAGCAUCAAAGAUUGCCAUCUUGAAUGCUAACUACAUGGCUAAACGUUUGGAGAGCCACUAUCCAGUUCUAUUCCGUGGUGUCAAUGGGACAUGUGCUCAUGAAUUCAUUAUUGAUUUGAGGGGAUUUAAGAAUACUGCUGGAGUCGAGCCUGAAGAUGUUGCUAAACGUCUUAUGGACUAUGGAUUUCAUGCACCUACUAUGUCAUGGCCUGUUCCGGGAACACUAAUGGUUGAGCCAACCGAGAGUGAAAGCAAGGCAGAAUUAGACAGGUUCUGUGAUGCACUCAUCUCUAUCAGGGAAGAAAUUUCUCAGAUUGAGAAAGGGGAGUUUGAUCUUAGCAAUAAUGUUCUGAAGAAUGCUCCUCAUCCGCCACAUGUGCUUAUGGCGAAUGAGUGGAAAAAACCAUACUCUAGGGAAUACGCUGCUUUCCCUGCUCCGUGGCUGAGAACUGCCAAAUUCUGGCCAUCAGCAGGGCGGGUUGACAACGUGUAUGGCGAUCGCAACCUCACUUGCACUCUUCCACAGAUGGUUGAGGAGCAGCAGCAGGCUGCAGCUGCCUCUGCUUAAAAGAUGGCAUGCAGGCAACAUUCCCCUCACACGAUGACACAGUACUGGAAGUAUAUACAAGGAAGACCACAUUUCUAUGGGGGUUCCCUUAUAGUACGAAUUACUGUUUUUUUCUUUCUUUUUACAUCGAUGAUGCUUUGCUUUGACCCGCUGCUCUGUUUACAAUUGUUUAUAAAUAAUCCUCCCCCCAUUUCGAACACCAAAUCGCAAAGCAUUGAUUCUUGGGACCGACCGAUUUGUAAUUCUCGAGUUUUCACACAUAGGCCCCACAAUUAUUAUUUCAUAGGAUCCAUAUCAAAUGUUAUUCGUUAUAACUUGCACCCCAUUACUAAUAACUAGAGGAUGUUCAUCCACUACCUUCUCAUGGACUCGUGCAAUUACUUCAUUUGAUCCAUCUUAAAUAUUUU
This is a messenger RNA of Cuscuta europaea, 3745 nucleotides long. The record is from the annotation of a GenBank genome assembly. Lineage: Eukaryota; Viridiplantae; Streptophyta; Magnoliopsida; Solanales; Convolvulaceae.